Molecule: messenger RNA, 264 nt
Organism: Eimeria necatrix
Lineage: Eukaryota; Apicomplexa; Conoidasida; Eucoccidiorida; Eimeriidae
Exons: 2
Coding region: 1-264 (87 amino acids)
Source: RefSeq, a predicted model, not a curated record
AUGAAGCCUUUUGAGUCUCUGCAGCUUUUUCUGUCUCCCAAGCUUGCCUAUGGGCCCAACGGCUUCAAUGGAUUUGACAAGCCUGUUGGCCCGUUUGCUGCAGUGCUGCUGCAGCUGCGGCUGGAAGGAGUGAGCCCGAGUCAGCUUGCUGCUGCGGACUGCGCAGCUGCUGCUGCUGCUGCUGACGCGGCCUACGCUGCAGCAGCAGCAGCAACUGAGCAAGCAGAAGCAGCACUUCAGCGUCAACUCAGAGAUGAGCUCUAG